AUGGUAAGAGACAAAAUCCUUAUUCUUUGUGAUAAUCGAUCUUCUGUAAAUGAAAAAUUGGAAACAUUAUUUAAACAAAGUUUACCUGUUGACCAAAACAUAAUUAAAUCCAUUAAAUGGAAAAAUAAAUACUACGAUGUGGAAUUCGACCUUUAUAUCGAUGAAUUAACUACAUCAUUGGAGGAUUGGAUCAAGGAAUUUAACAAUGAGGAGUAUGAUAUAUUACGAGAUGUAUUGGCAGGAAUCAUAUUUAUCUUACCAUUCGAUGAUAAGGAUACAUUAGAAUUUAUAGAUUCAGAAUUGAAUAAGAACACUAAUUGUGAUGACAAUAAUUUUGAUGAUAAGGAAGACGAAGGUUUCUUUAUGGUAUGUUGUGAUCCAAUAUCCAAUGAAAAGGUACCAUACUGGAAUGAUUUUACAAAACUUGAAGUUACUACACUAACCGUUUCACAAGAAAGAAAUAAUGACGGUGAAUAUGAAGGAAUUAAAAGGAUAGAAGAGAUUAUUGAUGUAUAUCCAUGGAGUCAUUCACAAUCAAGACAACAAGCAUUGAUUAGUGAAACAUCACAACAUUUAGAUUUAAAAGAUACUAUUGAUAUGCAAGGCAUUAUAUCAAAAUUAAAAUUAGCUAAAUUGGAAUAUUCAAAAAAUAAAGAUGAGUCGAUGGCAUUGGAAAUCUCUGAAGAGAUGUCUAAAUUAAUAUCAGAUGCAAUAUAA
Arxiozyma heterogenica is the source of this 717-nucleotide messenger RNA. RefSeq names its product Irc6p (gene IRC6). Gene Ontology annotation, molecular function: protein-macromolecule adaptor activity. The record is from RefSeq and is a predicted model, not a curated record. The transcript has a single exon. Gene Ontology annotation, biological process: vesicle-mediated transport. Lineage: Eukaryota; Fungi; Ascomycota; Saccharomycetes; Saccharomycetales; Saccharomycetaceae. Bases 1 to 717 code for a protein of 238 amino acids.